Messenger RNA from Onychomys torridus (southern grasshopper mouse), 1453 nucleotides. Its product is annotated as protein lifeguard 2-like. Gene Ontology annotation, cellular component: membrane. Bases 409 to 1317 code for a protein of 302 amino acids. NCBI's taxonomy places the organism in Eukaryota, Metazoa, Chordata, Mammalia, Rodentia, Cricetidae. The record is from RefSeq and is a predicted model, not a curated record. The transcript has 13 exons.
CUGCCACUCACUCUUCUGAGGGCUACAACCGGUGUGGGAAAUAAGAUUUCCUGUUAACGCUGGAAAAGAGACUUUGAGUGAAUAAUCCUGAACAUUGGCUAUGAUUGUGGAAGUCUAAAGUUCCCUAGGAAAUGAGCCCAAAGAAUGAGGGAAGUCAUCGGUACUGGUUUCAGGAACUAGUGAGAAGACUGCAGAUACCAACAUGAUCUGGAGACAUGAGGUUUAUGCUAAGCAUUGAGAGAUGACUCCAGCGUGGAAUUUUAGAAAGCCCUUGGAGUAAAUGGACACUAUAGACACCAGCUUGGUUAUUUGAGCAUCUUUCAAAGACCUUCAGCUUUACAUGAAGAUUGCUUUCUCAGAGGAGCUCCGGACUAUCAUAGAGUGAAAUACUUCUUUUUGUCUUCAAAAAUGAAAAUAGACUUGGAGGUCAGUGAGCCAAUCAACUUUAGUUCCGGAGAUCAUCAACUCCUGGUUCAGAAAGCAGCAAUUAAAAGUGGCCACUCGAAAGUGGAUCAGCCCUUCACACAUUCACCCAGAAACACACCACAAGAAGCCAUAAAAUACCCACGUUCCAAGCAAAGAGAUGGAGCAAAUACCUAUGCAGUACAAAUUUCAGACGAUGUCAUCUCAGAGGAGACCAUCACAAGUCCACCUAGUCCCUUUGAAGACAUGUCUGUCCGUAAAGGGUUCAUCGUGAAGGUGUUUGUCGUCUUGGCAGUCCAGCUGCUCGUCACUGCGAUAAUCAUUGGCGUGUUUGUUUUCUGCAAACCUCUAAGAAAGUGGGUCAUCAGCGUCCCUUGGUUCAUCUAUGCACUCCUCCCAGCAUGCUUUAUUGUGAUCAUCGUGCUCGCUUGCUGUAGGGAUAUCCGGCGUCAGGUGCCCACGAACUACAUUCUCCUGGCAUUAUUUACACUUCUGGAAGGCCUGCUGCUAGGAAGUAUGUCCGUCUUCUAUAAAGCAGAAGAGAUUCUGUGGGCGGCGGGAGCAACCACUGUGGUGACAUUAGUGCUUACUUUAUUUGCUCUCCAAACAAAAUGGGACUUCACCUUGCUGAACGGAGUGUUGUUUGUUUGCCUCUCUGUGCUCUUCAUCUACGGGAUUAUCGCACUCAUCAUACGAUCCUACUGGCUACAUCUGGUGUAUGCAGCACUUGGAACACUACUCUUCUCCAUGUACCUGGUUAUGGACGUGCAGAUGAUGGUUGGGGGGCGCUACCAUUAUGAGGUAGACCCUGAAGAGUACAUUUUUGCUGCUCUGAACAUCUAUGUGGAUAUCAUCAGCCUUUUCAUUUUCAUUUUGGACCUGAUUGCCCGAUAGCCAAUGGCCAAAGCUGGCUUAAGCUGAGAAGAGAGAAGGUGGGAUGCCUGUGUAGUGUUGCCAGGCCCAGGCACACAGCGGUGACCACUCAUAGGUCCUUUCAGUACCUAUCUAUCUAUCUAUCUAUCUAUCUAUC